AAUCUAAUUUAAUUGUGAAACAAUUAAGUCAAAAUUAGGAAUAUAAAUUGUUAACUUAAUUGUUUCUUUGUCUGAAAAAAAGGUGAGCUAAAUUGAGAGCCAACAGCUGAUUGGGAAGCUGAAAAACAAACGUAACCAAAUUGAAUCUCACUCGUAUUUAUAUUAAUUGUGUUCAUCUAAACAAUUAACUAAUUCUUAAUUUUAUUUUCACUUCAUGUUCCAAUUUAUGCUGAUUAAUAGUUGACCAGAAAAAGUUUUUGGUUUGGCUUUACCUCUAAUCCAUUGUUAACCUUAACACUACCAGUUAAUUGUUUAUUAUCCUGAUAAUUACAGUGAUUGUUUUUCAUGAUUAUCGAUCUCUGAGUGACCAAAGGUCAUGUAAUCAGUUGAUAUAAACCAAUCCUGUUACUUUGAUAUUCCUUUUCUUUUAAAAAACAAUCCAUGACUGAUUCAUUUUUGGUGUUUACCUUUUGUUUUUUACCAUUGGAGGCAAACCAUUUACUUAUUAUUAUCGACAAUUCAAUAUUAUGAAUCUAUUUCGAUCUGUUUUCGACAAGUUUAAUUAUCGACCUAAUUACGAGACUUCAUCAAGCUUCAGGAUGACCUUAAGGUUAAAGAAAUUUUUCUCUCCAAGUGUCCGUCAAGUGUUGACCAUCAUUGGAAUCAUUUUGAUGAAAUGCUGGAGAAAUAUUCUUUUACUAUUAACCAUUUUUUGUAUAAUUCUGGUUCUUUUGGGUUUCUGGUAUAUUAUUUUCUUUACCCCAUUGGCUGUUGUCUAUUUUCUUUGGAAAUUAAGUGACGAUUUAAUCUAUCACCCUGAUAGUCCACCCGAUUCUAGGAAAAAUGUCGCUUCUCCUUCAACGGUUCAACUUCCGUUCACUGAUCUCUACCUUACCACCGAGGAUAAUGUUAAAAUCCACUGUAUGUUCAUUCAACAACGUGACACAGAUUCCAGAUCAUCGGGUGAAUCACCGGCCACUUUUCUCUAUCUCCAUGGAAAUGCUGGAAACAUUGGCCAUCGAUUGAAUAACGUUGCCGAACUGUUUCAUUUUCUCAAAGUUAAUAUCCUUCUAGUUGAAUAUCGAGGAUAUGGUUACAGUCAAGGGAGACCAAGUGAAAAAGGACUUCACAAAGAUGCACCCAGAAAAUGGCUGUCCUUAAUUUUCGCCAGUCAGAAUUUGUUUUGAUUGAAUACAACCGAGGAAGUGCUAUUAUUAUAAACUGGGUGUUACUCAGAAGUAAUAUACAAAACGAAGAAAGGACGGAUUACAAAUGGACUUUCGAGAAAGUGUUUCAAGCUUACAAUUCGUUUUGUCUUGGUUUCGAAAAAGGUUGUGAUGCUUUGCGAAUUCCUAUCAAUCAGGAACUUAUUGAUCGAAGAAAUACUGAUUCAAUUCAGCUCCGAAUUAAAUAUGGAUGUCCAGCCCCUGAUGACGAUUGGACAAAAGCUCAACUUGAUAAAGAAGUAAGACUAUCGAUGUUUCUUGAAUUACCAUCUAAACGGCGAAGGUCAAUAUUGCAAGGAAAGACAAAAGAAAAGCAGUAAAUUGAAUUAGCGGAACUUGUAUUUCUAUUCUCUUACUGUUUUUGUGGACGAUUCAAUUAUCGAACGAUGUAUUUGUGAUAAUAAAAAUGUUGAAUUUCGAUAAUAAAUCGGCGAUAUGGUGACAAUCAAUUCCAAGAUGUUCAUUUGCAAAUCAAUGUGAUGAUCUAAAAUCAAAUGAUGAGAAAAGAUUAAACUACUAAUUAGUAACUGAGGGAGAACAAUCAACAAGAUAAU
Molecule: messenger RNA, 1780 nt
Organism: Panonychus citri (citrus red mite)
Lineage: Eukaryota; Metazoa; Arthropoda; Arachnida; Trombidiformes; Tetranychidae
Product: protein ABHD13-like
Exons: 2
Coding region: 528-1187 (219 amino acids)
Cellular component (GO): membrane
Molecular function (GO): palmitoyl-(protein) hydrolase activity
Source: RefSeq, a predicted model, not a curated record